CUUCAAUUGCGUCAAUGCAAGAUAAUAUCUUAAUUUGCAUGACGAUGGCUAAGCUUUUGGAACACCCGUUUCACUCCGUCAGUGCUGUACACAAACUUAGACAGAGUAAAGGUCGCAUGGGGUAGUGAGAAAGUCCAAAAACAAGAGUGCGCAGAAAAAGUGACGUCCUGUCAUUUUAAUCCCAAUCGGUCGAAGAUGAGUGCUACAUCAUUUGGAAGUGUGGCAUCGAAUCCCGAUGGUGCUUCAUCACCUCUAACGUCAAGUAGUGGAGAAUUAGGGCCAAAACCAAAGAGAGAGGUUGCUCCUUUCAAUCUAAUUUGGUCGUUUGGAGUAAAUACGACAGUUGAUAUGAUCAAUCUCACAACAAAGGCAGAAUCGAGGGUUUUCUACGCCGUUUCGAACGCUCCCGUUUUGUACAACCUGACGUCGAAUACUCAACAUUUAUUACAGGGUCACAGGAAUUUGGUCAAUAGCAUAGCGUCUGAUAGUUCAGGUCGGUGGCUGGCCAGCGCCGAUAAAGGCAAGGAUAGCAGCAUUCUUAUAUGGGACAGUGCAGAAUUUCUCCCCGUGCACACUAUUUUUAACCCUCACUCCGAAUUUGGAACGGCACUGCUCGCGUUGAGCGGGAAUGCGAAGUACUUGGUGUCAAUUGGGAACGAGCCUAGGCCGCAGAUCAAAUUUUGGCUUUGGAGCUAUGGGGAUAGUGAUCCAAAUGAUGUUUUCACAUUGACUUCUUCAUAUGGAGCACCCUGUCGAAUUUGUUUCAACCCCAAUGUGCAAGAACACAUCUGGGUGGCCUUCCAAAGGCUGGUGGUUUUCUUGGAAUGGAAUGUUGAGGAAAAUAAACUGAAUCCGCCUGUGCUGCCAAAGGUUCGGAAGUCAAAAACUCACGGUCUGAUCACCGAUUGCACUUAUUUUGAAAAGUGCCAUCAGUGCGUUGCUUCGACUGCUCAAGGUGUGCUUCUCGUGUUCGGAAAUACCUACUACAAACGGGUCUACGACGAGCAUAAGCUGCAGAACGACAAGAUCUACGUUAAAGCAAUUAAAAUUUCGAAAGCCUGCAUAACGUGCGUCACAUCAGUCGAUGGAUUAUUGAUGACCGGUGAUGUGAAUGGCCAUCUUAAAUUUUACGAUGAUGCAGUUAGGAUAUUGUUUUGGUGCCAGAACUUUACCCUACCGGCAAUAACGUCCAUCUCGUUUAAUUUGGAGAGGCGGAAUUACAAACUCAAGGAUCCGCUCGAUUUUACUGAUCCUGUCUAUGAUGAUUUGGAUGCCGACGUAGAUAACUCGGACGAAAUUGAGCUGCUGUAUGCAAAUCUUGUUCCGAGCGAUGCAACUGUGCAAGCAUUGCCGUUUGUUGUCAGAAAUUUUCUAAUAGCUACUGACGAUGGAAGACUGGCGUCCGUUAAUUUUUUGGAGAACAAAUGCGAUUUUUUGAAUCGUCCCUUUAGCUCAGCAGUUACUGCCAUUGAUGCUCACGAUGAAUUACCCUAUUUGUGCCUCGGAUUUGCCCAUAGUACCAUUUGCUUGUACAACUACAUCUCCAAAGAGUUACUCGCUGAAGUGCAGCUGCACAAAAGUGCCACUGAUGCAAUUCCAGUUAGCUACCUUAAAUAUUCCCCUCAAGGACUUCAUCUAGCUUGUGGAAAGACCAACGGAAACUUGUGGUUCAUCGACCCCAUAAGCUUAUCACCAAAACCAAAGCAACCAAUAGAGUACACCAGCGGGGAAAUUAUCAAAAUAGUUUUUUCAGCAGACGCUCAACAUUGCGCGUUUUAUAACGCAAAGGCCAACAUCGUCAUCUUGAAGUACAGAAACCACGCGUGGGGUAUUCUGGGCAAAUUAAAAUCGCACUACAAGCCAAUCAGUGACAUCCUCUUUAGCCCAUAUUUACCUAGUCGGCUCUUCACCAUUGGAGAAGAUCGAUUUUUAAACGAAUACGACCUCGAUUACAGCGGACAAUAUGAGAUUGUGAUUAAGGAAUCGGAACGCAUUGAGCAGUGUGCUAAGCCAGUCUGUUUCAUUUAUCACCCAACUUCAAAAAACCGGAACAACAACGCGUAUUUAUUUAUGUGCGAUGAUCAGUUCAAGUUUAAAACGCUGAGCGACACUACAUUUAUGUGUCACAGAGUAGUACUCGGUCCUGCCUACGGCGAGUACGAGAAAUCGCCAAUCAACCAAAUUCGGCUACUCCCAGGAGACGAAGACAACUAUUUGGUCUACGCCAACGCAAACUACCUAGGCAUCCAAAUGUUUCCCCCCGACGGAAAUCCGCACAAAUACAUCGGCAUACUCGCGCAUCCAACGCAGCUGCUCCAGUUUCGAGUGAGCCACGAUGGGAGGUACGUUUUUACAAUCGGCAAAGACGAUAACUGCGUGCUAAUGUGGGAAACAAACACCAGAGCAGUCGACGUUACUUUUGAGCAAGGAGGUGGCGAGGUGUCGCCCUACCUCUGCCUAAUAGAGGGUGGUUUGCACGGUUGGCUGUUUAAGGAGAUGCAGGACCUCUUUUAUUACAUGCAAAUCCUUCACCAAGGCGAAGACACGGUCCUCCCUCGCGUUGUGGGAGAUUACAUUCCAGUCAGCGAACUUCCCGACCUCAUGCGCGCCUGCGGAUUCUAUCCGUCGGAAUACGACAUCGAGAACCUGAUAGUCGAUAUAAAAUAUCGCGAGUUUGACGACACGAACGUGGUAAAGGAGGAGGUGUCCUUUUUGGAAUUCGUCCAGCUGUACGUGAACUUUCGCCCUGCGCACGGAGUGUCGCUUGGGAUGCUCAAAGAGAAGUUUGAGUAUCUUUGCACGAUCGGCUGUGGCGAUGCCGACGAUUCGAAACCCGUUACCAUAACAAGAGAGAAGCUUGUCGCAGCAAUUUGCGAACGAGGUGAGGUAUUCUCACGCCACAAGGCAUUCUCGUGUUUGGCCACUUUGAUGCAUCACCGACGGAGACGUGCAAAUGGAGCGAGUGACAAUGACUUUUCCUUUCUUCCGUCAGUCAUAAACUUCGAAAUAUUUGUGGAAGAAGUGUUAGGAAUCGACAUGCAAAGGCAAUCAGUCGAAGAUCGAACUGUUGUCGUAAAUGACGAGUUGAAAUGUGAAUAA
Messenger RNA from Photinus pyralis (common eastern firefly), 3099 nucleotides. Its product is annotated as cilia- and flagella-associated protein 251-like. Lineage: Eukaryota; Metazoa; Arthropoda; Insecta; Coleoptera; Lampyridae. The record is from RefSeq and is a predicted model, not a curated record. The transcript is spliced from 19 exons. Gene Ontology annotation, molecular function: protein binding. The coding region runs from base 196 to 3099 and encodes 967 amino acids. Gene Ontology annotation, cellular component: motile cilium.